Colius striatus (speckled mousebird) is the source of this 4189-nucleotide messenger RNA. RefSeq names its product desumoylating isopeptidase 2 (gene DESI2). The transcript has 5 exons. Gene Ontology annotation, molecular function: deubiquitinase activity. Bases 263 to 844 code for a protein of 193 amino acids. The record is from RefSeq and is a predicted model, not a curated record. Lineage: Eukaryota; Metazoa; Chordata; Aves; Coliiformes; Coliidae. Gene Ontology annotation, biological process: protein deubiquitination.
CGGGGUGGGGCUCGCGCCCGCUCCCUCCCCGCGCCGCCUGGCCCCCGCCGCCCGGGGGCUGAGCGCGUCUCCCGGGGGCGAGGCCCCAUCCCUCCGCGGCGGCGGCUCCAUGGUGCCCGCCGCCCCCCCCCGCCCCGCAGCAACAGGCAGGACGAGGAGGAAGCGGCCCCCAGGGGUGCCCACCGCCCCGCCGCCGGCUUGAGCAACACCGCCGCAGCGGGAGCCACCGAGCCGGGCGGGGGGCGCCCGCGGGCUGCCGGCGAUGGCGAACCAGCUGGUGAUCCUCAACGUCUAUGACAUGUAUUGGAUGAAUGAAUAUACUUCUUCCCUUGGAAUUGGAGUGUUCCAUUCAGGUAUAGAGGUGUAUGGCCGAGAAUUUGCCUAUGGUGGUCAUCCAUACCCUUUUUCUGGAAUAUUUGAAAUUUCACCAGGAAAUGCUUCUGAGCUAGGAGAAACGUUUAAAUUUAAAGAGGCUGUGGUUCUAGGCAGCACUGACUUCAUGGAAGAUGACAUAGAAAAAAUAGUAGAAGAGCUUGGAAAAGAAUUCAAAGGAAAUGCUUAUCACCUAAUGCACAAAAACUGCAAUCACUUUUCUUCAGCUUUAUCUGAGAUUCUGUGUGGAAAAGAGAUUCCACGAUGGGUGAACCGCCUUGCUUACUUCAGCUCCUGCAUACCAUUUCUUCAGAGCUGCCUGCCGAAGGAGUGGCUAACGCCUGCAGCCCUCCAGUCCAGCGUUAGCCAGGAGCUGCACGAUGAGCUGGAGGAAGCUGAGGAUGCAGCAGCAUCAGCUUCCUUGGCAAGCUCAGCAUCCGGGUCUAGAACUGGUCACCACACCAAAUUAUAAAUCCUCCUCCAAAAUAAUGAACGGUUUGAAAUACUUCAGCUAAAUCUCUCCAGCAAUUGACUUCCUGACAGAACAUGAGAGCUGACUCUAGAACAUUCUUUUGAUAUGCAAAAAAGGUUCUCAUCAACCCCUGUUUCAGCUCAGGAUUAUUUAUGUAGUGAAAAGAAUUGCUGGUAGAAAAGGGAAGGAUUUUGUGUGAAGCCACCCUUUUCAUUUCACCUGCUUGGUAAGCCUGGAUUAACUUAACAUCUUGUAUAAAGCAGAACUGAAAUUAUUUGUUUACAGUAUUGUGUACUGCUGUUUACAAGUCCUGUAAGGACUCCUGCCACCGUGGAAGAAGAGAGAAUUUGGGUUUGAUUUAACUGUUGGCAUAACUCAAAAGCAGUGAUAUGAUGCCCCAUUGUUUUCAAGAUUUAAGGCAGGCGAAUGUAAAGUUUCUGAGAAAUGCAGGAAACUGCUGAAUAAUGUGUAUGUGAACAGGGUACUGUGCCCUUGAAGUGGCUGAUGUAAACAGGUAGAUGCCAGGAUGCAGGGAGACUGGCUUUGUCCAAGAUCUGUUGCUAGAAGUAUGACCUCUACAGUAACAAGACUGUGGAUUUUUGCACAUAUGAAGGGAAAUUUCUAUCUCAUUACGAUGCACAUUGAUCCCUUAUUUUAUUUUUUUUUUACCUCAGCCAUAUAGUUUUCAUCUUCUUUUUGUAUUUACAGUCUACUUCAAUCAGGAUUUAGACAUGAGAACAUCAUCUCUUAGAAGCGCCAACACUUUUUUUUCCCCACUGUUAGCUUCACUUGCUUUCAAACCCCUAUAUAAAAGUUAGUACUUGCAUUCUUUUUUUUUGUUUUAUUUUGUUUGUUUCAUAUAGUUUGGAGUAGCCAUUUACAGUUGGGGAAUGGCCUUGCUUUCUGCUGCUGAUUUCACUUCAUUUGAGUAAACUUUCUAGUCCUUUUUUUGUGAGCUAUGAAUUACUGCCCAGUUGUGAAUAUCUACACAAAUUAUAGAGAAAUCCUAAUUUAUUUUCCCACAGUCUCUAUCUGUGGCAUUAACUUUCUUGUCAGACGUAAUGAAAAAAAAUGUGAGAAUUGCUUAUGCACCUGCGUGUUUACCCAGCAGAACCCACUAAUCUGCACACGUAAUUAUAUCUGAAGGUAAGAGAUACUAUUUUCUGAAACACAGAACUGUGUUUCCUUGUAGAUUAUAAUUAGAGCUAAAUUAUAAUGAGUGAUCGGAAUAUACAAUGGAAUGCCUUAUUCUUGUUCACUUACCAAGAGAAUUCAUGGUUCUUCCAGUCAUUAGUGUAAAUUAGUGCGGUUCUCUUGUGCACGUAACAAUCCAGUAGCACAAACACGAGGGAGGUGAGCUUGUGUGUUUUGAAAGUCUUACUGCCUUAAACUAACAGAAUCCAUACCAUCCGUGAACUGUCAGCUCACAAAGAACUGUGCAUACUACUACAAGUAUGAAUGAUUCUUACAAGCUUUAUUUUCAGUCUGUUGCUGGCUUAGUUUUUCUAUUAGGCGAAAUACUGACUCUACAGUUUCUGCUGGUUAAAGGGAAAAAAAAAGCCCUCUGAGGAGGGAAGAAUGUGUCCUGUUAUGAAUGCUCCCAGACACAAGUAGUUGCGGCCACUGAACCCCAGAGGAAGGUGCAGUAGGCUGUGUCAUAGUAAGAAUCCUUCAGAUUGCCAACUGGAGCUCGUGUCACAGAAGAGCAGAAGCUUUUCUGCUCUCAGGUGGGUUGGAUCCUUUGUCGGGCAGUCUUUCAGUUCUCACUGGUCUUCUGUGGUGCAGGGUAGGUACAGAGAGAGAGAGAUGCUCGCUUCUGGGAUGGGGAAAAUCAAGCGAGGCUUUCUCUGGAAAGAGGGGGAUAAGAGUAGAAGUCUCUACCAAACUGUAGUUUGGUACGUGUGUUAAUGAUCUCUUCUACCAAGUGGGAAACGCUCGAGACUGACAAGUCAGGCACUAACUCUGUCCUCAGCUUGAUCUCCUCAAGCUGGACAUACUGACUCUCCCUGCUGGGUGCUUUUGAAUCUUGAAUCUCUCAAUUUGAGUUCUGCCAUCUUGUUUUCCUGUAGUGAAAAUGAAUAUAGUGGUCUCCAGCCAGUUCUCACCAAGCAUUACAGAAAACCGAAUCUCGCACUACUGACAAGCCAAGGCAACGGGCCGCAGACAGGUUGUUUUGUCUCUGCUGUGCAGCUGAGGUAGUAAUGUGACUAAGUCUCUUGGCCAAGGCAGGUCCUUUAUUUCAGCUCAGGUUUGAGGCCACUGAUCUAGCAAUGUACUGUAGCUUUUCCUAGGUUUUAGGAAAAAUAAAUAGAAUUAAUUUUCAUUGCUACCUAACUUUUAUGUACCAGAAUCAGCUUUUUAGGCUUCUGAUACAUCCAGAGCGCUAGGUCACAAAUCUCUACACCUUCAUUAACACACACAAGUACAGCAUGUACAAUGCAAGAACGUGACAGAUCACAGCACAGUUUUUAUUUAGAAGUAAAACUAUUUUUUAUAAAGCAGACUGGAAAGUUUGUAACAAAAGUGUUCAUUUUAUCAGUAGCUGUACAGGUGAAAAUAAAGCACCACGGUUUCUUUUUGUUUGUUUGGAAACCACCCAUUUGUAAACCCCAUGAGGAAACUUGACACGGAACCCUGAAGGCUGCUGGGUGUCCUGUGACAGCAGCUGAGCUGUGUGUGUCAGCUGAGCGCUGCUGGACACCCCCCAGCAGUCACCCUGCCAGUGGUUACUACCAUUUUUUAGCAAUAGAGCAAGUUACCCUUCACCAGCAUUACUGCCAAGCAGGGAUCACUUCAGCCUACUAAUGACCACACUGUGCUAGGACUAGAACACUCCAAAAUGCUGUGAGAAAGCUGGUCACCUGUGGAGUCUUUUCCAUUGAAACGGGUAGAAAAAUAUCACUACUUCAGGGUUCUGCUCUGUUUACUUUCUCAUUGUUUGAUUUUCUGUAAGAUAGUCCUUUUGAUACGCAUUCUAUUGUUUAACUCGACGUCAUCUUAUUUAAAUGCCAUUUUCUGUUCAGCAAGCCAAAAAAAUCCAAUGUACUGUCAGUGUGCACCAGUAACUUCAGAGUGGCUUGGUAAAAACACAGUUGCAUUACUUCUUAAAUUUGCAAUGCAAUUCUGAUCACUAUUGAUAUAUGAUGAUUUUCACUGUUGGAAGUCGGUUACAAGCUGAAUAUUCACUGAUGCAUUUUUUGUAAACUUGUAUUCAAGUUUACUACAUAGUAUUUGUAUAAAAUUCAAAGAAUUUUGACUUUUGUUACCUGUACAUGGCAACAAGUUGUCUUAGCAUCUGAAACUUAAAUCCAUCAGUUUAUUAAAAAUACUUUUUAUAAAAAAGGA